Messenger RNA from Pteropus alecto (black flying fox), 1923 nucleotides. It is a transcript of the gene PKDCC, whose product is annotated as protein kinase domain containing, cytoplasmic. Lineage: Eukaryota; Metazoa; Chordata; Mammalia; Chiroptera; Pteropodidae. The transcript is spliced from 7 exons. Gene Ontology annotation, molecular function: non-membrane spanning protein tyrosine kinase activity. The coding region runs from base 189 to 1073 and encodes 294 amino acids. The record is from RefSeq and is a predicted model, not a curated record.
ACGUGUCCGGCGCCCAGUACGUGGGCUCCGGCUACACCAAGGCCGUGUACCGGGUCCGCCUGCCCGGCGGCGCCGCGGUGGCGCUCAAGGCGGUGGACUUCAGUGGCCACGAUCUGGGCAGCUGCGUGCGGGAGUUCGGGGCACGGAGGGGCUGCUAUCGGCUGGCGGCCCACAAGCUGCUCAAGGAGAUGGUGCUGCUGGAGCGUCUGCGGCACCCCAACGUGCUGCAGCUCUAUGGCUACUGCUACCAGGACAGCGAAGACAUCCCGGACACCCUGACCACCAUCACAGAGCUGGGUGCCCCUGUGGAGAUGAUCCAGCUGCUGCAGACGUCUUGGGAGGACCGAUUCCGAAUCUGCCUGAGCCUGGGCCGCCUCCUCCACCAUCUGGCCCAUUCCCCACUGGGCUCCGUCACUCUGCUGGACUUCCGCCCCCGACAGUUUGUGCUGGUGGAUGGGGAGUUGAAGGUGACGGAUCUGGAUGAUGCACGUGUAGAAGAGACACCGUGUACAAGCAGCACUGACUGCAUACUCGAGUUUCCAGCCAGGAACUUCACUUUGCCGUGCUCAGCCCAGGGCUGGUGCGAGGGCAUGAAUGAGAAGCGCAACCUCUACAAUGCUUACAGGUUUUUCUUCACAUACCUCCUGCCCCACAGCGCCCCACCUUCACUACGGCCUCUUCUGGACAGCAUUGUCAACGCCACAGGAGAGCUCACCUGGGGAGUGGACGAGACCCUGGCCCAGCUGGAGAAGGUACUGCACUUGUAUCGUAGUGGGCAAUAUCUGCAGAACUCCACGGCAGGCAGCAGAGCAGACUACCAGCGCCUCCCCGAUAGCACCGUCCCCCAGGAAGACUACCGCUGCUGGCCGUCCUACCACCACGGAGGCUGCCUCCUUUCCGUGUUUAACCUGGCUGAGGCUGUGGACGUCUGUGAAAGCCAUGCCCAGUGCCGGGCCUUUGUGGUCACCAACCAGACCACCUGGACAGGUCGCCAGCUGGUUUUUUUCAAGACAGGAUGGAGCCACGUGGUCCCUGAUCCCAAUAAGACCACAUAUGUGAGGGCCUCUGGCUGACCUGUCUGAGGGCUCAACUGACCAGCUGACCAUCCCCACCGGCUGGGCUUGCCUGCGGAGGGAGUGACUUACGCUAGCAGCACUGCGUGUCACCUGGGAACCCCUGCAGACAAGACUGACAUCCCAGACAGACUGAGGUGACCAGGACAACGUGCAAUAAUGCCAAAUGUUAAAAUGUGAGUUUACCAGUCUAGGUAUGGGACUGCUGGCUCCAAGGCCAGGAAUCAUGGGGGCUAACUGCCUCUCCAACCCUCUGGGCUGCCAGCCAGGCUUCAGCUGGCCUCCCUUUGGGGCCUCUGCCACUCACUGGGACAAUUCCAUGGGCAGCCACAUCGCUGUGUUUGUAGUGUGAGAAUGUAGCCAAAGCCCUGGCUGCUGCUGCUGCUGUUGCUACAGGUGCCAUGGCCUAGAGGGGCUGCGUGGGGACAAUCGGUCAUGGAGUGUUCUCUCAUCCGAGCUCUGGACAAGAGACUUGAUGGGAUGCUCUAGGAAGUCAGUGAUUCUAUACCUGAGGAGGCCACCUCUGGCCACCUGACCGGGGGUGCUUACAGGCCAGCCCAGGGGUUGGGGCGGAGGAGCACACCAUGGUAUGAGCCAAGACAUGAGGUCGAGGAGUAGGUUGCGGUUUGAGCCAGGACCUGGGGUGGGGGUGGGGCCGGGGCCUUUCUGCCUCAUUUGCUUUCAGUGAAAGCCAAAAAACAGCCAAAACCAGCCUCUCCCCCUUCCUGGAGUUUGUAUAUCCAGAAGCUUUUGUAUUUCUUGUUCAUUAAAAUGUUUAUUUUUGUAAAAAAAAAAAAAAAAGAAAGAAAGAAAGAAUUGAUCAAUUAAUAAAAUGACAUCUCACGGCAAG